Hyla sarda is the source of this 1851-nucleotide messenger RNA. It is a transcript of the gene PRPF18, whose product is annotated as pre-mRNA processing factor 18. Bases 296 to 1351 code for a protein of 351 amino acids. NCBI's taxonomy places the organism in Eukaryota, Metazoa, Chordata, Amphibia, Anura, Hylidae. The transcript has 11 exons. Gene Ontology annotation, biological process: generation of catalytic spliceosome for second transesterification step; RNA splicing. Gene Ontology annotation, cellular component: U5 snRNP; U4/U6 x U5 tri-snRNP complex; U2-type post-spliceosomal complex. The record is from RefSeq and is a predicted model, not a curated record.
UUCAGGCUGCUCUAUAACAAGUCCCAUGUGCCUCACACGGUUUCUCUAUCCACGUAUUAAUGGGCGCGGAAGGCGGUGCCCGUUCAUGAAUCCCACACAAGACAUGCGCAUGCUCGAAACAAUAGGUGGCGCGCUUGUCUGAGGUAGUAUAUGUAAGUAGGCAGCACUAGGACCCUGGAGGUCUCCACACUGGAGGAGGAGCGACGCGAGGAACGCAGCUUCUUCCGCUGUAAACAGGAAACGCAAUGCUGAUGGCGAGACGGAUGUUCCGAGUGUGAACCGGGCUCUGGUCAGCAUGGACAUACUGAAAGCGGAGAUAGCGCGGAAGAGGAAGCAGCUGGAGGAGAAGGAGCUGGUCGGGGAGAAUAAGAAAUAUUUUAAGCGCAGCGAACUUGCUGAAAAGGAAAGGGAGGCUUAUUUUGAAAGGUGUGGAUACAAGCCUUUAAGUGAGAAGCCAACACAAAAGGUACAGAAUCAAGAUGAGGAAGAAGAGCCUACAACAUCGAACAAUCCUGUGUUAGAUUUGGAGUUGGCAGAAGAGAAAUUACCUAUGACUCUGUCUAGGCAAGAGGUCAUACGGAGACUUCGAGAGAGAGGUGAACCUAUCAGACUUUUUGGGGAAACUGAUUAUGAUUCGUUUCAGCGUUUACGAAAGAUAGAAAUCCUUGCACCGGAAGUCAAUAAGGGAUUAAGAAAUGACCUAAAAGCUGCUUUGGAUAAGAUUGACCAGCAAUAUCUCAAUGAGUUGGUGGCUGGUCAGGAACAAGCAGAAGACGAUACACAGAAUGACCUCAAAGUUCACGAGGAAAACACCACAAUAGAGGAACUUGAGGUUUUGGGAGAGUGCCUGGGACAAGGAGAUGACAACAGAGACAUGGACAUCAUAAAUAAAGUCCUUAAGUUUCUCUUAGGAGUCUGGGCCAAAGAUUUGAAUGCACGAGAGGACUAUGUGAAGCGAAGCGUGCAUGGCAAACUUGCAAGCGCCACACAGAAGCAGACUGAGUCCUAUUUAAAACCACUCUUCAGAAAACUGCGUAAGAAGAACCUCCCUGCUGACAUUAAAGAGUCAAUCACAGAUAUUAUCAAAUUUAUGCUGCAAAGAGAAUAUGUGAAGGCAAAUGAUGCAUAUCUACAGAUGGCAAUUGGCAACGCUCCGUGGCCUAUUGGUGUCACUAUGGUUGGUAUCCAUGCUCGUACAGGCCGUGAAAAGAUUUUCUCCAAACAUGUAGCGCAUGUGCUGAACGAUGAAACACAGAGGAAGUACAUCCAGGGAUUGAAGAGGUUAAUGACAGUUUGUCAAAAACAUUUUUCAACAGAUCCGUCAAAGUGUGUAGAAUACAACGCAUUGUAAAGAGACUUUUCUACUUUAUUGUAUAUGAUACACCUCUAUCAUCUAUUUCGGUCUUGGAAAUAUGUUAAAUUAUUAAAAGUGUUAUUUUUAUGAAAGAAAAGACUUUUUUCUGAAUGCCUCAUCUUUAUUAACCCCUUCACGACGAGCGACGUACAUGUACGGCGCCGCGAAGUGUCACUUGGCGCGCGGGGUUCCGGGAUUCUGUGAGGGGUCUAGUUUCCAAAAUGGUAUGCCAUGUGGGGUUUUUUGCUUUCCUGGCACCAAAAGGGCUUCCUAAAUGCGACAUGCCCCCCGAGCAAAAUUUGCUCUAAAAAAGCCAAAUAUGACUCCUUCUCUUCUGAGCAUUGUAGUUUGUCCGCAGUGCACUUCAGGUCCACUUAUGGGGUACCUCCAUACUCAGAAGAGAUGGGGUUACAAAUUUAGGGGGGUCUUUUCUGCUAUUAACCCUUUAAAAAAUGUGACAUUUGGGGGAAAACCAAAAUUUUAGUGAAAAAAAAAAA